AUGGGGGACGCCGGAAAAGAGCCGCUAGUGCGGUGCCCGGUGUGCCUGCGUGAGCUGCCCGGCGUGCGCAUCAACUCGCACCUGGACCAGUGCUUGCAGGCCGGGAAGAAUGAAUCGGAGCCGGGCUCGUCGCCCCCCUCCAAGCGGCUACGUCUCGCCACCGCACCGGCGGGGAAGCCGGAGGAGGCCCGCCCGGCCGCCGCUAGCCCCGUCUUCUCCCUCUUCCACAAGGGCUGUGACGGGGGGCAGAAUUCAGGAGCCCCUGGCGGGAGGAGCGGGGCGCGGCGGGAGGAGGCCGCUGUGAAGUCGGAGGAAGGAGGCUCGGCGGCGGCGGGCAGCGAGCUGGCGCUGUGUGGGGCGAGCCUGGCGCAGAGGCUGGAGGGGAAGCCCCUGGCCGAACAGUUGCGGCCGGACACGCUGGGGGACUACGUAGGGCAGGAGCGGGUGUUGGGAGCACAGACUCUGCUACGAUCUCUGCUGGAGUCUCACGAAGUUCCCUCCCUCAUCCUCUGGGGGCCACCGGGCUGCGGCAAGACUACACUGGCACACAUCAUAGCCAACAGCAGCAAAAAGAAUGGCACAAGGUUUGUGACACUGUCGGCCACAAGUGCUAAGACAAAUGAUGUUCGAGAUGUCAUCAGCCAAGCCCAGAAUGAAAAAAGACUCUUCAAGAGAAAAACCAUCCUCUUUAUUGAUGAGAUCCAUCGUUUCAAUAAAUCUCAGCAGGACACCUUCCUUCCUCACGUCGAGUGUGGGACGGUGACCCUGAUAGGAGCGACCACAGAAAACCCUUCCUUCCAAGUGAACGCUGCUCUUCUGAGCCGGUGCCGGGUGAUCGUCCUGGAGAAGCUCUCAGUCGAAGCUAUGGAGGCAAUUCUGCUGCGGGCCGUCAGGUCCUUAGGAGUCCAGGUUUUGGGCCAAGGCAAGCAGCACAGCAGCUCUGUGACUGGCAGUGACAGCAAAAGCUCAGAGUUCCAGGUGUACAUAGAGGAGAAAGCUCUCAGUACCCUAGCCUACCUUUGUGAUGGUGAUGCAAGGACGGGACUGAACGGACUCCAGUUAGCAGUUCAGGCCAGAUUAGCAGCAGGGAAGAUCACUCCACUGAACCCUAUCGAAAGUGGUUCUGCAGAUGGCAUUCUCAUAACAGAAGAACAUGUAAAGGAGGGGUUGCAGCGAUCUCACAUCCUGUAUGACCGAGCAGGAGAGGAACACUACAACUGCAUCUCUGCCCUGCAUAAGUCUAUGAGAGGCUCAGAUGAAAACGCUUCCCUUUACUGGCUUGCUCGAAUGCUUGAAGGUGGUGAGGAUCCACUCUAUGUGGCAAGGAGGCUGGUGAGGUUUGCAAGUGAAGAUAUAGGGCUGGCAGAUCCUCUGGCUUUAACACAAGCAGUUGCUGCUUAUCAAGGCUGCCACUUUAUUGGAAUGCCAGAGUGUGAGGUGAUUCUAGCACAAUGUGUAGUGUAUUUUGCCAGAGCACCAAAGUCCAUCGAGGUAUACAAGGCAUAUAGCAACGUCAAAGAGUGCCUGAGAAUGCACACGGGACCUCUGCCACCUGUACCGCUGCACCUCAGAAAUGCCCCAACAAAGCUCAUGAAGAACUUGGGCUAUGGUAAAGGCUAUAAAUAUAACCCCAUGUACAAGGAACCUGUAGACCAGGACUAUCUACCAGAAGAGUUGAAAGGAAGAGACUUCUUCAAGGAACAAAAAACAUGA
Messenger RNA from Indicator indicator, 1713 nucleotides. RefSeq names its product WRN helicase interacting protein 1 (gene WRNIP1). Gene Ontology annotation, cellular component: nucleus. Gene Ontology annotation, molecular function: enzyme activator activity; DNA binding; ATP hydrolysis activity. Lineage: Eukaryota; Metazoa; Chordata; Aves; Piciformes; Indicatoridae. Bases 1 to 1713 code for a protein of 570 amino acids. The transcript has 7 exons. Gene Ontology annotation, biological process: DNA repair; regulation of DNA repair; DNA-templated DNA replication. The record is from RefSeq and is a predicted model, not a curated record.